GGGACUACAUCAUUUAAAGAAGUUAGAAGUUCCUGGUUUGUCAGUGAAGAAGUCAGAGUCAGCAGUAAACCAUCAGAGCCUCAACAUGAAAGUCCAUCACAUUUUGAUCUGCUUCUUCCUCUCUCUGCAGGAUGGAAACACUGGUCUCACCAAUGCCCAAAUGACACCUGUCUAUACAGGAACUGAAGGAGGAGAUAUCAGAGUUACAUGCCCCUUUUCUUCAUAUGGAAGGUCGAUGUUCUUUUGCAAGAGAGAAUGUAAACCAGAGGACAUCCUCAUUCACACAACUGGUGUCAGAGAUCAGAGAGGCAGAUACAGCAUCACAUAUGAAGGAGGAGGAUUUUUUUUCGUGAGCAUCACACAGCUGACCAAGUCUGACUCAGGACGGUACAGGUGUGGUCUGGGUGAAUUAAUCACAGAGCUUGAAAUCAUUGUUGUAGAUGCACUGCUGGAUGGAAAUCCUUUUAAAGAAAAACCCCUCUAUACAAGAGCUGGAGGAAAUAUUGUAGUUGGAUGCUCCUUUAUUUUCUGUGGAAGCAGGAAGUACUUUUGCAAGGAAGAAUGUGGAGAGAAAGACAUUCUUGUUGAAACAACUGGUUUCACAGCUGAGAGAGGCAGAUACAGCAUCAAAAAUAUGGGACAAAUGAUGUAUGUGAGCAUCACACAGCUGAUCAAGUCUGACUCAGGACGGUACAGGUGUGGUCUGGAACAAUGUGUCCCACCAGAUUCUUACCGGGAGUUUGAGAUCAUUGUCAAAGAUGAUGCGCUGGUAUAUGCUGUCCCUAUUUUUGUCAUCAUUGCCAUCAUCUUAGGGCUGACACUGAGAAUCUGUAUUCAGAGGAAAACUAAAACUGAAGGUUUGCAGACCAGCGAAAAUUCAGACAGAGCAAACAUGGAGCUUGCUCCAUAUGAAAACUCUCCUCCAGUUUCUACAUCUGAAUCCACCUACGAGAGCCUCGAUCCAGCCAGCAGGGAUCAGAACCAGACCUACGCUACACUCACACACACACACACCACAUGAUUCUAUUUGUAUCUCACUUUGCCAUGUUCUCAGUUAUUCAGGUAGAUUGACACUCUCCCAUUCUCUGAAAUCAUCCAUGAUAUCAGUACCACAAUAAGAGCUACUGCUAUUAAUUUAACACACACUUAAAGCCUAGCUUAUGCUAUCAUGAAACCUAAAGAUGUUUUUUUAAAUUACCAAAAAAAGACAAUGCCAAAUUAAGUUAAAGCAAAGGAAGGCAGUAAGGAUUGGCCUCAUGGCCGAGCACAUGGACUACCACAAAACUAACAACUCAGUACAGAUGUGAUGCCAAAUUUGUCCACCAUGUGGCCAAGGGGGAGCACUUAAGGAGAUGCUUGUGUGAUUUCCAAGUGGUCCAAAUAAAAUAUAGGAAACAUUACAGAUAGUAAUAAGAUGUCAAUUUAUUUUUCUGCAUUUAGUGUUCAUUUCAGCCUUCAGUCUGGUGUAUGUCACAUCACUGUUUUGGCCAAUGCCAAGGAUGAUGUUUGCUUACGCCUAAAGAGAGGGAGCACAAGCAACAGGAUGCUGACUGCAGAUCAGUUAACGACCACCUGUGUCAUCAAUAACAAUGGUUUUCUGAAAGUUACACAGAUAAUCUUUAAUAAAAUGCUUCCAAAAAGAAAAGCACAAGCAAAUGAAGAAAAAUAUAAUAUAGAAAAAAAAGAUUUGUAUGUUUUUUUCAAAUGGCCACCAUACAUUCGUAGAGUUUUCUUUCACAUGCCACCAGUAAUAAUGAUGAUGAUAAUAAUUCAGAAAAGCUGCUUUUGUGCAAAUGUAAAUAUUUGGUACAAUGCUGAUCACAACACAAGACCUUGUUGGUGUGGUGCAACUUUUUUUAUCCAUUAAAAUUGUUGUGGAUAUUCGUGGUUGUGAGAGGAUACUGCUAGGCUUUCAAGCAUCUUAGCUGCUGCCUGGGUAAUUUUUACCAAUGACCAUCAUUGUCAGCCAAGAAGUUGAACCUAAAGAUACACAAAUGUAUGGUUUCUUGCUGUUUGUGAUAAUUAAAAUGGCUCAUACAAAGCC
This is a messenger RNA of Micropterus salmoides (largemouth bass), 2044 nucleotides long. RefSeq names its product polymeric immunoglobulin receptor-like. Gene Ontology annotation, cellular component: plasma membrane. Bases 86 to 1021 code for a protein of 311 amino acids. Lineage: Eukaryota; Metazoa; Chordata; Actinopteri; Centrarchiformes; Centrarchidae. The transcript is spliced from 6 exons. Gene Ontology annotation, molecular function: transmembrane signaling receptor activity. The record is from RefSeq and is a predicted model, not a curated record.